UACAAACGAAAGCAUCCGGAUCCGAGUUCAUGGUCGGGCAGUACUGUGUGGAUGGAUAUGCUGAAGCCACCGGCAAAGUUUUUGAAUUUCACGGUUGCUGGUACCAUGGAUGCCCAGAAUGCACUGCGUGUGAUACAAUCCGUCCAUUUAGAAAUUUGCCAAUGAGCAAGACCUACGAACAAACGCUUCAGCGCAACGACCACAUCCGGAGUUUGGGAUACGAACUGUGCGUCAUUUGGGAGCACGAGUUUGAUGAUUUAGUAAAGCAAGAGCCAGAUUUUUCGGCAUUUAUGAAAGAAAUCACCGUUUGCCAGCCUAUCAAUCCCCGGGAUGCGAUUUACGGCGGCCGCACCAAUGCCACCAAGCUUUUCCACAGCGUGAAAGACGAUGAAAAAAUCCGAUACUUCGACGUCUGUAGCGAAUAUCCAUAUGUCAACAAGCACAAGCACUAUCCAAUUGGGCAUCCAACCAUCAUCCUCAAAGAUCUCGGCCUGGUAACGGAUUACUUUGGCAUCAUUCAUUGCAAAAUUUUGCCACCUGCGGAUCUGUUUUUGCCUGUGUUGCCAUAUCGAUCAAAUGGAAAGCUUGUAUUUCCUAUUUGUCGGACCUGCGUCAGCACACAGCAGAACGCCCCCUGUAAGCAUUCUGCCAAUGAGAGAGCGUUGACGGGGACAUGGUGUACACCGGAGCUUCAUGCAGCAAUUGAUCGGGGCUAUUCGGUUGUGAAGAUUUUCGAAGUGUGGCAUUUUGAACAGUCUAAAGAACGAUUGUUUGCGGACUACGUUGACCGGUUCCUGAAGAUCAAAACUGAAGCGAGCGGAUGGCCGGCCUAUGUCGUCACAGACCAACAGAAGGACUAAUACCUGCGGGACUUUCACGGGCACGAAGGUAUCGAGCUGGACAGCGACAAGAUUGAAAAUAACCCGGGCAUGAGGGCGUUAGCCAAAUUAUGUUUAAACAGGUAUUCAUCUCUUGCUAUAAUCUGAAGCAACGUAUUACUUAGUGUGCACGGAAGUACUUGUAGCUUUUGGGGUCGUCUUGGUAUGCAAGGCAACAAGCGGAACACCAAGUACAUCACCAGUCCGGAAGAAUUUAACCGGAUGCUCCUUUCCGGAGAGUACCACAUUCACUCCUGGGACAUGUUCAGCGAUGACGUACUGCAGCUGUCCUACACCAAAGAGUUGCCGUUUGUGGAGCAAAACCCCCACACAAAUGUCGUACUGGCAGCGUUCACUACUGCUGGGCGCGACUGUAUUUGUACGGGUGUAUGAAGCAGGUGCAAAAUAGACUGCUGUACUUCGACACAGACUCCAUAAUUUUCGUGGAUAAACCUGGCUUCCCCACUCCACCCACAGGCAAGUUCCUUGGCGACGUCACCGACGAACUGCAGUCUGGUCAGUUCAUCAGUCAGUUCGUUAGCCUUGGCCCGAAGACCUACUCCUACAAGGCCAAUGAUGGAAAGAGCGUUGUGAAGGUGAAAGGCUUUACACUGAACGGUCACACCAGUGAAGUCAUCACCUUUGAAAAAA
This is a messenger RNA of Paramacrobiotus metropolitanus, 1529 nucleotides long. RefSeq lists its product as uncharacterized. The coding region runs from base 30 to 860 and encodes 276 amino acids. The transcript has 4 exons. NCBI's taxonomy places the organism in Eukaryota, Metazoa, Tardigrada, Eutardigrada, Parachela, Macrobiotidae. Gene Ontology annotation, biological process: DNA replication. The record is from RefSeq and is a predicted model, not a curated record. Gene Ontology annotation, molecular function: DNA binding; DNA-directed DNA polymerase activity; nucleotide binding.